This is a messenger RNA of Cannabis sativa, 2326 nucleotides long. RefSeq lists its product as uncharacterized. The record is from RefSeq and is a predicted model, not a curated record. Lineage: Eukaryota; Viridiplantae; Streptophyta; Magnoliopsida; Rosales; Cannabaceae. The transcript has 4 exons. Bases 1163 to 2326 code for a protein of 387 amino acids.
AAAAAUUUCCAAGUCUGCACGCGAUGUAAGUUUCUCUUUGUUGUUUUUAAAUUUUUCUUUAGUUUUUUUCUGGUUGUUUUAUUUGUGGUGUUACAUUUGAUGAUUUAAAGUUUUCCCCAUUUUUUGUUCUAGGUUUCCUCAGAUUCUGAUUUUGAGGAUGAAGUGCAUGCUGAGGACCAAAAGCCUAAAGUUGAAUCGAAGGUAAUUUAAAUUUGCUUGGUUUCAUUUUAUUGUGUUAAUUUUUAUAUGAGCUUUUUAGGUCACUGGUUUAGGUGUUUAUUAGGAUGUUUUUAUGUUUUUUUGGUGUUCUUUAUGUAUUUCUGUCAUGUAUUGUGGUUGAUGUUGUUUUGUUGUUUUUAUUCAGUUGUUGUUUGGUUGUUGAAAAAUUGCCCAGUUCAAUUCGUAUUUUGUUACAGUUUUGAAUUGCUUUUCCCCAUUGGUUGUUUAUAUGUUUAUUGUGAAUUUGUUUUCGGUUGUUUUACACACUAUUAGUAUUGAGAAGCAUUUUUCUAAUUUCAAUUGCAACAAGAUCUUUCAGUGUUGUUUAUUCUUUAGUUUUGUAUAUGUUUAUUGUGAGUUUUUUAUCGGUUGUUUGUCACACUACUAUUAUCGACUACCAUUUUCGAAAUUUCAUAACAACGAGCUUGUACAGUGUUGUUAAUAUUUUAGUUGUUUUUUUUUAUAAGUUGUGACAGUGUUGUUACUGUAUUUUUUUGAAAGUUGUUUAUCUCUUACAUUUAUCAUACUGUAAGGGUUUCAUAAACGUUGUUUUUAGGUUUUUUAUUGGUUGUAUUUUGGUUACUACAUUUUUAUAUAUUCAUUGUUAUUGUAUCUAAGAUUUGUUGCUUAUGUUUUACUUUGUAUUUCUUUUUUUUUUGCAGGUCCAUGCUAGGACCUCAGUGAAGGUUGAAGGAUUUGACCUACCAAAGAAAAAUCCCCCUAAGGUGUCCUUUUUUUUUUUAAAAAAAUUAUUUUUAUUAUUUGUUUUCUGUUUUUGUUUUAGUUUUUUUUGUUUUUGUCCUGAUUUAUUUUGUUUCAAUUGAUACAGGAAUGGGAUUAUAUUUAUGACCAGAAGAAUCUAUUCAUUGCGAAAGCCUUUUCCACUGCUACUUUCCAGGUGAUAGAGAACAUUAAGUCUUGUCUUUCAGAUGUACAGCUUGAAAUGUUUUCCAAAACCUGUUUUGGUCAUUUCCUUAACCUUCCUGAUUUUAAAGUUCAACCCCAAGUGUUUCAUGGGUUGUUGCUCCGGGAGGUUCAGCAACCUAAUGAUGCUGAGUUGUGGGUAAUGAUACGCGGUGUUAGGCUUAGGUUUAGCAUUGAGGAGUUUGCAUUGAUUACUGGGUUAGACUGUGAAGGUGACUGUAGUGUUUUAGAUUUUAAGCAAGACGUUAAUAGUCUUUGUGAAAAAUAUUGGCCAACUUCGUCCUCUAUCACUAAGGAAUCUGUUAGGGAAUGUUUUACCACCAAGAGGUGGGGUGAUUCUGAUGAGGAUGCUGUGAAGUUGGCAGUUUUGUAUUUUGUGGAGUGGUUCUUGCUUAGUGGCACUAAGCAUAAAAAUGUACCCAAGUCUAUUUUAGAUGUUGUAGAUAGUGGGAGGUACAAUGAAUUUGCUUGGGGCCGGAGUUCUUUUGAAUUGACUAUUUCCUCAUUGAAGGGUAAGCUUGAUAGUUGGGUUGAGGGUGUUAGGAAGGCAAGGAGUUCGGGAAAGAGGCCGAGUGUUUUUUACACUUUGAUUGGUUGUCCUCAUGUUCUUCAAAUUUGGUUCUACGAGUGUUGUAAGUACAUGAAAGGUAAGUACUGCCAAAAGGAAAACUCUCGUAUUCCAAGGAUCACUCAGUGGACAUGCAAUAGUCAGCCUACUUUCAAAGUUUUGAAGACUACUAUUUUUGAUGUUUCCAAAGAUAAGCUGCAACUUUCAAAUAUGAGGCCCACGGCUGGUGAGUUCAAAGCUUUGAAACUGAGCAGUUUCAAGUUUGACACUGACUACAACUCUUACAAGAGUCUUCCUGUUCCCGAAGAGCCAAUCGUUGCUCGCAGUGACAUUUCGUCAAGCUUCGAUGCUUUUUCUGAGAAAUUUCAUGGGUUGGAGAUGGCUUCAAUGCAGACACAGUUUUCUACUGUUUUUGCCGAUUCCUAUGCCAAGGACAAAGGCAGUGACUCUUCCAAUGAUGAUGAUGGAAGUGGUGAUGAAGCAGAUUUUGAUUUAAAUGAAUCUGAAGAAACUGAUGACAAUGAAGAAGAGAAUGUUAUGGGUGAUGAAGAAGGUGAGGGUAGUGAAGGUGAAGAGAAGGAUGGUCAAGCUGAUGAAGAUUCUGACUCAAAAUAA